Sphenostylis stenocarpa is the source of this 555-nucleotide messenger RNA. The record is from the annotation of a GenBank genome assembly. NCBI's taxonomy places the organism in Eukaryota, Viridiplantae, Streptophyta, Magnoliopsida, Fabales, Fabaceae.
AUGCAACCCAAAUCCGCCGCCAGACUGACCAGGUUCCGCUCAACUCCGACGACCUGGUUGGAAUCACUUCUUUUGAAAGAGGAGGAGGAGGAAGAAGAAGAAGAAGAAAGCGAAGAAGGUGAAGAUGAGCCCUUGAGCUUUACUCAGCUGCUUUCUACCAUCGCUGCUCCCUCUUCAUCCCAACACCAACACUAUGGAACACAGGAUUACUCUCCCACCUCUAUGCCCAUGCCCACGCCCAAUCCAAUCGCACACAAGGUUACUCCCCCCGACAUCAAAAUGGACAACAUGUUCACGUUUGAGGAUUCGUUACCUUGUAGAGUUCGAGCAAAGCGUGGCUGUGCUACGCAUCCCAGGAGUAUUGCCGAAAGGGUUCGCAGGACCCGUAUCAGUGACCGCAUCAGAAAGCUUCAAGAACUUGUGCCAAACAUGGAUAAGCAAACAAAUACUGCAGACAUGUUAGAUGAGGCGGUAGCUUAUGUGAAGUUUCUACAAAAGCAAAUUGAGGAACUGACAGAGCAUCAACGUAGGUGUAAAUGUAUGGUUCAAGAGUGA